CAGACGUGUGCGAUUGACUAAAGUGGUCCUUAUCUUAAACUAACGAUGUAUCCGCAACUGGAAACCGAAGCCGAGGCUCUGGAGAAUGCCACGGCGCGGGCUCUUUUACCAGGUGCCAUAAGUAAACCCGCCAGUGAGGCGGGAAAAGCUCCAAGGACGAGCAAAUGGAAACGCCGCCUGCAUCGCCACAUUCCGGUCUUCCAAUGGCUGCCGCUCUACACCACAGAAUGGGGAAUCGACGACUUUAUAGCCGGCAUUACUUUGGGACUCACAAUUAUACCCGAGAGCAUGGCCUGUGCUUUGUUGGCCGGUCUGCCGGCCCGAUAUGGUUUGUGUUCGGCCUUCAUAGGCCCUCUGAUCUAUCUGCUCUUUGGCUCCAUCGACAAGGUCAUCAUAGGACCCACUAGCCUGGUGGCUCUGGUCAGUGUGCAGUUUACCGUGGGUCGACCCAUCGAAUUCGCCUUUCUGCUCACCUUCCUCAGCGGAAUUGUGCAGAUCAUUAUGGGCACUAUGCGAAUGGGUUUUAUUUUCGAGUUUAUAUCCAUGCCAGUGAUUAAAGCUUUUUCCUCGGCCACUGCCAUCCUGGUAAUAGAAUCUCAGCUUAAAGUCCUGCUGGGCAUCAAGUACUUAGUGGCGGGUCUUCUAAACUCUGUUGGAAUGCUGAGUUCCCGCAUCGAAGAGUCCAAUAUGGCUGAUCUCACGGUUGGCAUUUGUGCCAUUGUUUUUCUGCUUUUAUUGGAGCUACUGGAUCGUGUAGCAAACAAUGAGAAGCGAAGCAAAAUUUUAAGGAUAUGUUGUCGAUACUUGUCCACCUCUAGAAAUACUUUGAUCGUACUCAUCGCCGGAAUUGUCUCCUAUGUUUGGAUUCACAAAAGUGGUCAAGUUCCCUAUGCCCUCAGCAAGAAUGCCCUGGCCACCCUGCCCAAUUUCACAGUGCCCAGUUUGAAUAUCGUAACCCCUGAGCGUAGCUACAGUUUUUGGGAGGUGCUGAAGGAACUGAAUAUCGGCAUUAUAGUCAUUCCAAUUGUGGGCAUACUCACGAACAUAUCGAUUGGAAAAUUAACUCCCAAGGGUUUGGUGGAUACCAAUCAGGAACUUCUCACCGUGGGCCUGUGCAAUAUGUUCGGAUCCUGUGUGCAGGCGAUGCCUUCGUCAGGGGCCUUCACCCGGUAUGCCAUCAGCACAGCCUGUGGACUCAGGACUCCAAUGGCCAAUCUGUAUUUGGGCAUUAUCGUGCUGCUGGCCCUGAGCUACCUGAGUCCGUACUUCAACUACAUCCCGGAAGCGACGCUGGCGGCCAUCCUGAUAUGCUCGAUAUUCACGCUGCUGGACUUCAGGCUGCCGAUGCGAUUGUGGCGCGACUCGAAGCGCGACUUUGCCACCUGGCUACUGUGCUUCUGCGUGUGCGUGCUCUUCGGCGUGGAGGUGGGCCUGUUUGUGAGCAUUGUGGUGACCGCCCUGCACCUGCUCUACCUGUGGGCACGUCCCGAGAUCCGGGUGAAGAUUGAGCAGCUGGAGGAGAUGCAGUACAUCCGGGUGACGCCGGGCAACGGUGUCUACUUCCCGGCCAUCAAUUAUCUGCGGGAGCGCGUCCUGAAGGCCUGCACCCAGGCGGACUUCAAGAUUACCGUGGUGAUCGAUGGUCAGCGCAUCAAUGGGAUGGACUACACGGCUGCCCAGGGUAUAUCGAAGCUAUCGAGUGAUCUGUGCCGCCAGGCAGAUGCCUCCAGCUCUACGCUGCUGAUCCUCUUCAGGUUUCCGGAGCACCUGCAACGGCUCAUCGAUCACACGGACAACCUGGUCUUCUGCGAGAGCGAGGGAAAAGUCAAGGAGUUUUUAACUCAAGAGUCCCUGCGUAAUGGCUACAUCAACCUGAAGGAGCACAUCAGGGCCUCCAUCGAUUUGGGCUAUAAAAUCGACAUCGAUUAGGGAUAUACUCCAACUCCGCCCCCUAGUUAGCUGCUUGUGUUAUUUAUUUAAGUUUAGUUGGAGAAAUUGUCGUCGUCGGUGGCUGCAAAUGGAAAUAAAAGUGAAGGAAAAGUGGAACAAAUGCCUUGAUGGCAGCAAUUUAUAAAAUCCCCCCAAACCCAAGCCCAAGCCCAGCAAACCCGACAACUGACCUCUGGAGGAGUUGGAGAUGGGGAUGGGCAGAAUAGAUGCGGUGCCGCUGGCGACGCCGUCAAUGAUUGCCAAGCUAAUGGAUUUCUGUUUACUUUUUCACUUAGAGCGGGCGCCAAGGAGGAAAAGCAGCAGGAAAAGCUGGAAAAGCAGCAGAAACAGCAGCAGCAGCUGGAGCAUAAGGAAAAAACAAGGUUUUGAAAAAUAGCGCAAAAGAAAUUAGAGAAAAGCGAAAGCGCACAACUAACUUUUCUAACCAAAAAAAAAAAGGGAAAGAAAAAGAAAAAAAAAGGUGCGCUGGAAAAAAAGGAAGAAAAACACAGUUGAAAAGAAACUGCAAGAAAUUAAACUAAAAUCCUAGCGUAAAGUGGAUCAAACGCAGUAAAAACAAGCCAUGGCAUAAAUUAAAUUAUUUAAGAACAAAAACCAACUACUCUUUCGGUAAUAAAAUGCGAAUAAAUAAAAACAUUAAACGAGCAUAGGAAAUAGCUUAAACAAAUAAGUUUUCGUACUGGUGGCGAAUUUUAAAUAAUACUUGAGACUUUAACCAACAAUGUAUAAUUAAAAUGACAUAUUCUGGAAGAGUAGUUCAUAUUUAUUAAGAUUUCCCUUGAGUAAAAUUGAAAUACAAACUUUUUUAUAGCUAAGAAUACAAGUUUUACAA
Messenger RNA from Drosophila takahashii, 2782 nucleotides. Its product is annotated as sodium-independent sulfate anion transporter. Gene Ontology annotation, molecular function: sulfate transmembrane transporter activity. Gene Ontology annotation, biological process: transmembrane transport. Gene Ontology annotation, cellular component: plasma membrane. Lineage: Eukaryota; Metazoa; Arthropoda; Insecta; Diptera; Drosophilidae. The record is from RefSeq and is a predicted model, not a curated record.